AAAAACUUCAUUAAGGAAUAAGCAAUUAUUAAAACCAACGAAAAGAAAGUGGAAUGUGUGUGUGUGUGAGAGAGAGAGAGAGAGAGAGAGAUAGACAUAGGAGAGAAGAAAAUAAUGGAAAGAGAGAGAGAAGGAGAAAGGAAUGGUGUGGACAUAUCAGUAUUACCAGAGGGAUGCAUAUCGAACAUAGUAUCAUUGACGAGUCCUAAGGAUGCUUGCACAGCUUGUGCGGUUUCUCCUAUAUUCCGUGCGGCUGCCGAGUCCAACGCUGUCUGGGAGACGUUCUUGCCGCCCGAUUAUCAAGCCAUCAUUACUCGAUCAUCAUCAACUUCAUUGGAUUCCUCGAACUUCUCUUCAAAGAAACAGCUCUACCUCAGUCUCUCCGAUAACCCCAUCUUGAUCGACGAUAAUAAAAAGAGCUUUUUCUUGGACAAAUCGAGUGGUAAGAAAUGUUACCUUCUUGCUGCAAGGGACCUUUGCAUUGUAUGGGGUGGCACUCCUCAGUAUUGGAGAUGGAUUUCUUUACCUGAAUCUAGGUUCCCAGAGGUAGCUAAACUUUUAGAUGAGUGGUGGUUUGACAUCCGUGGCAAGAUACAUACUUCCAUGCUGUCUCCGAAUACAAACUAUGCCGCUUACCUUGUGUACAAAUUGGCGAGAAGAGCCUAUGGAUUUACUAACCCUCCUCCAAAGGCUUCAGUUGGAAAAAGUGGAGAAGGUGAAGACUAUAAACAAACUGUUUGUUUGUGCAUGCCUGCUGUGGAGCCAAGCCAGCAAGACCAGGUUGUACUGCCGCAGCAGCACACUUCACAUCCGAAACUGAGAAAAGAUGGGUGGUUAGAGAUUGAAUUGGGUCAGUUUUUCAAUAAGGGAGGAGAAGAUGAACUGCAGAUUAGACUUAUGGAGGUAGAAGCUGGUACCCAAAAGACUGGUCUCAUUGUUGAAGGGAUCGAGAUCAGACCAACAAAGGGGUGAUAAAAACCGGUCUUCUUUAUCAUUAAGUGGCAUUGAUAUUGCAAUACUGUCAAACUUAUAUUGUGUAAUUUUUUUCUUUAUUGACAAAAUUUUGCACUUAAAAAGCUUCAAGAUUACUGGUAAAAACCAUCUGAGUGUUAUUUAAACUCAUGAUUCUCCUAAUUUGGCCUACGCUUCUCUUUUAUUUAAACCCCUCGACUCUGCUUUGUCAUUGUUCUUUUGAGUUUUGGUUAUUGUUCGAUAUAUCAUUGAGCCCAAAACCGUUUGUC
Messenger RNA from Quercus lobata, 1241 nucleotides. Its product is annotated as F-box protein PP2-B10-like. NCBI's taxonomy places the organism in Eukaryota, Viridiplantae, Streptophyta, Magnoliopsida, Fagales, Fagaceae. The record is from RefSeq and is a predicted model, not a curated record. Gene Ontology annotation, molecular function: protein binding. The coding region runs from base 115 to 972 and encodes 285 amino acids. The transcript has 3 exons.